AUGGAAGUUCCUGCAUUAAUAGAAAGAUUCAUAAAGUUUCGUGAUGAGAGCAACAAAAAUAGCGGUCUUCAUCCAAUUAUAAUCACAUGUCAUAUACUUUCAACCUUCCUUCAUAUUCACCCAUUUAUCGAUGCAAGUUCCGUGAGAAGAAUAUGGGGCUACAUUAUUUCUGGCACAAGCGAAAAAAGAUUCAACAGGACUAUAUGCUUUGGUAGUGUAAAACAUAUUCAAUGUUUUAAUGAGGUACCAAGUACUACUCUCUUCAAUCUUCUUCGAUUAAAGGUCAAAAUGUCAACAAUUUCUGACAAGAUUAAAGAAAUUGAAGCCGAAAUGGCUCGUACGCAAAAGAAUAAGGCAACAUCGUACCAUUUAGGUACAUUGAAGGCUAAAUUAGCGAAAUUACGUAAAGAACUUAUGACACCUCAAGGGGGAAGUGGAGGAGGCGGUGGUGUUGGAUUUGAUGUGGCAAAGACGGGAGUCGCAAGAGUAGGAUUUGUUGGGUUUCCAUCGGUAGGAAAGUCUACACUGAUGUCCAAAUUAACUGGAACAUUUUCAGCAGUAGCAGCUUAUGAAUUUACAACUUUAACAACAGUACCAGGAGUAUUACAAUAUAAAGGAGCGAAAAUUCAGAUAUUAGAUUUACCUGGUAUAGUAGAAGGAGCUAAAGAUGGUCGUGGUAGAGGUCGUCAAGUCAUUGCAGUUGCACGAACGUGUUCUAUUAUAUUUUUGGUGCUGGAUGUAUUGAAACCGCUUACACAUAAAAAGAUCAUUGAAACAGAAUUAGAAGGGUAUGGAAUAAGAUUGAAUAAACAGCCGCCAAAUAUCUAUUUUAAGAAAAAAGAAAAAGGUGGUAUAAAUAUGACCAAUACUGUACCUUUAUCUAAUUUGGAUUUGGAUCAAGUUAAGGCUGUACUUAGUGAAUAUAAAAUUCAUAAUGCUGAUGUUAAUUUUAAGUGUGAUGCUACCGUUGAUGAUUUAAUUGAUGUUAUAGAAGGAAGAAUUUAUAUUCCUGCCAUUUAUGUUCUCAAUAAGAUCGAUCAGAUUAGUAUCGAAGAAUUAGACUUGAUUUAUAAGAUUCCGCAUGCAGUUCCUAUUUCAGCUCAUCAUGAAUGGAAUUUUGACGAAUUAUUAGAUAAAAUGUGGGAAUAUCUUAAUUUAAUUAGAAUUUACACGAAACCAAAGGGACAAUUGCCGGAUUAUAGCGCACCAGUUGUACUAAGACAAAACCUUCGUUCAGUUGAAGAAUUUUGUAAUAGUAUUCAUAAAGGAAUCGUUAAACAAUUUAAAUAUGCAUUGGUUUGGGGAAGUUCAGCUAAGCAUCAACCACAAAAAGUUGGUUUAACUCACAUACUUAAUGAUGAAGACGUAGUACAAUUAGUUAAACAAUAA
Messenger RNA from Funneliformis caledonium, 1389 nucleotides. The record is from the annotation of a GenBank genome assembly. Lineage: Eukaryota; Fungi; Glomeromycota; Glomeromycetes; Glomerales; Glomeraceae.